Zingiber officinale is the source of this 684-nucleotide messenger RNA. Its product is annotated as mitochondrial zinc maintenance protein 1, mitochondrial-like. Gene Ontology annotation, biological process: mitochondrial respiratory chain complex III assembly. Bases 136 to 477 code for a protein of 113 amino acids. The transcript has 2 exons. Lineage: Eukaryota; Viridiplantae; Streptophyta; Magnoliopsida; Zingiberales; Zingiberaceae. The record is from RefSeq and is a predicted model, not a curated record.
AUCGAUCCGGAUCAGCGAUAAAUUUUGUUGGGUAAAUAGGUUUUCGAUUAGGGAAUUUGAAAGUUAGGGUGCGACUCCUAUAUAUUCGGAUCUCCAGGAAAGUAAUUCUUUCCGUUUGGGUAAGCUAGUAAAGUCAUGGUGCCGGCGGGAGCGGAGGCGCUGGCGGCGUACCGGGGGCUGCUACGGGCAACGCGGAAGACCUUCGCUGGGGACACCUUGAUGCUAUCUGCCUCGGCGGUGGAGAUCCGGCAGAAGUUCGAGGAGAACCGCGGCGUAGCGGCGGAGGCGGAGGUGAAGCGCCUCCUCGACGAGGCCAGAGAAGCCUCCCACUUCAUCUCCCAUAUGAUCGUGCAGGCCAAGCUCGGCUCCUCCGGCGGCUUCGUUGUUAAACCUACGGAAGAACAUGCUGGAGCAACAAUGGAGAUUGCCUCAGAAGAACUUCUGGCCAAGACGGAGAAAGGUAAAGGUUGUGGCUGACUUCUAUCGACCAUUGGUAAUCUGAUCAACGUUGCAGCUAAAUUUCUGAUCAAUUGCAUGAUUUGUCGCAAUGUGGCGAUAUCCAUAGAAAGAAAUUGGAGAAACUGCUGUCUUAGUGCUAUAUUUUUAAGAAGAGAUUGGUAAUUCCACUAUGAACUUUGCUCCCUGUUCUCUAAGGAUGGCAAAUAAAAUGGUACAUUCAUGUUU